AGAGAAUCGAGGUUCCUGGGCCCAGGCGGGCAGCGUUUCAAUUAAGGAGGCACUCGAAGUGUUAACGGUUGAUAUUUGAUCAUUGAAACUCGGGCCUACUACACUGAAAUAAGUCCGCCCGCCUUUCCUAAGUUCUUCUUUUCCACGGACACAAGAACGCUAUGUUUCAUGGAAAACGAGAUUGAUCUGCAUCGAUGACCGGUACCGUCGGGGAGGGGGUGGGUGGAUGGAUGCAGCUCACGUUAUUAACAUUGCUAGCAUUUGUCUGAACGCCUCUCACUCGAUGUUUAUCUAAGGCACGUACCUUUCCGCAUCCCUCGGCACACCACGUUGGGCGUCUUCCAUACCGGUGACCGGCAGCUCCUGAACAACAUGAAGGUCAUUUUCGUUUCGCUCCCGGGCACCCGUCAACCAGAAAACAAAAUGUCGGAGCGAAAGCUGUAGACUUCUUCUCAAAGGAAGUAAGCAUUCGGUGUGUAAAAAAAGAUAAAAGGUCAACGCACGCUUCAAUGAGUCAUCCGUCACCACGGCACUUGCUCCUUCCAAGCGGUUUCCUCCCUGUGUGUUAAAAACACCAGUCCGAUUUCCACAUCCGUCCUCCUCCGGCGUGCAGGCCAACCGGACGACAGGGGCUGCACUGCGACGUCGCCAAAAGUAAACCCUCCCCUCAUCCUCACGCCGCUCCAACAACACGGGUUCUGGCCGCAGGAACAGCCACCAAUCAAAAAAAAAGACUGCUCCACACGUCAUUCUACCCGGUAACACGGGGCCGGUCCAACCCUGCCCCGUCCCUUCCGAACCCUGAAGACGACAGCACGGCAGCUUAUUGGUUAGCCCUUCGUAAAUGGCGCGCGGCGCUUGAGCCGCCCGGCGGCGAACCUUCUGAAGACGGACGGGAUGGUGAAAAAAAAUCGACAGUGGCCUAGUCACGUGGGUCCUCGCGGAAACCUAGCUAUCUGCUUGUCUUUUCAAAGACAAGUUCGGUUGGGAUUGAUGCUCUUUGUGACUGCUAACUUUGGAACGACAUGGCUCAACCAUACCGGCACCCACAGAGUAUGAUGGGGAGUUCCCGGCCACUGGCACAUGAGUUACUUAAUCCCAUAACUAUGAAACAAGUUCCUGAGAUCCUUAGUAUGACUAAUAAGAAGAGUCAAAACGGUGACGUGGCUUCUGAGCGCUCAGUGCUAACUGACAAAGCUGUCACCCCGUUAUCAGCUGCUCUUCAGGAUGGUGUGAUACACCGAUUAAAUGGACAUGAUGCAACUUCUGCUUACAGAUCAUCAGACAAAUUAAAGGAUUUGACUUCUCUUGUGUUAAAUGGAGAUUCCAGCGCAUCAGAUGUAGUUCAAGAUUCACCAUCCCAGCAUGCUGUGUCUCCAGUUGAAUGCUCCACAGAAAACAGAGGAAACAAAACACCACCCCGAACAACGCCUAAAAAGAGUGGCUCUCCAGAGAUUAAGUUGAGGAUUACUAAAACUUACUUGAAUGGAAAACCACUUUUUGAAUCCUCACUUUGUGGAGAUCUGCAGAUAGGUGACCCCGAGUCUGCACAGCAGGAAGAAGAAGAAAAGGAAGAAGACAAAGGAAAAGAUAGAGAAAAAAGAAAAAGGAAGCGAAGUGUAAAGUAUGAUGCUCUACUUGAGCAAAGUCUGGCUCAAGUUAAGUUUGCGUCAAAGACAUCUAUUUCUCCUGAAGAACAUGUAAAGCCUAAAGAAGAUCAAGACAAUGAAGGAGCCAAAUGCGAAGCAACCAAGGACAAGGAUGUCCCAGUGAAAUAUCAUGUAGGGGAUAUGGUGUGGUCCAAAGUAUCUGGCUAUCCUUGGUGGGCUUGCAUGGUUUCUUCAGAUCCCCUGUUGAAUACCCACACAAGAGUAAAAGGUCUGAAUAGGGCCAUUUGUCGCCAAUACCAUGUCCAGUUUUUUGGAGAAGCUCCAGAAAGGGCCUGGAUCUUCGAAAAGAGCAUGAUACCUUUUGAAAAUUUUCAGCAGUACGACGAGUUAAUCCAAGAAAGUGCCAAACAUGCAAGUUCCAAGGCAGAGAAAAAUAAGAUCCUAAAACCAAUUCCUGCCAAAAUCCGUGGUCAGUGGGAUGUCGGGAUCGCUCAAGCGAAAGAAGCACUGACAAUGACCCUUGAGGAUCGAAAAGCUAAAUACACCUUUGUUUACGAUCAUGAUCGGCCACUACUACCACCUCAGGUUGCAAAGGAAGCUGGGGUUCCAGUUGAAGUUGUAGAGGAUCGAAAAUGGCCAACUGAAGCAUUUCCAAGUAUCAAGGAAAAUCUUGCUGACAGUAAAGGACGGAGGAAAAGAAACAACAGUGCACAAAAUAAAAGGCAAUGUUCAAAGCCGUUUGAACCGAAGACCCCAACAAGGCACUGUGUAAAUAGGACUGUAGAUUGUAUUGAUGAUUCUGCUGCAAGUCAGUCAAUUGACAGGACAUCUUGUAGAUCAUCAGACUCUGAGAGUGGUGCUGGUUCCCCUGUGGCCAAGAGAAAACAAGGAGCCUCCUCUCAGCGGACAAGAAAAUGUGACACUGCCUUCGCUCAGUUCAUGGCUUUUUGUCAGAAACACCGAGAUGAGCUGGCUGAGGAGCAUCCAGAUGCUUCUGCUGAGGAAAUUGAAGAGCUGCUGGAAUCUCAGUGGGCUAUGCUUAGUGAUAAACAGCGAGCACGUUACAAUACCAAGUUCUCUCUCGUAACCCCCGUAACUGAACAUAAAUCUCCUGUUUUGAGUUCAGAUUUUUCAGCUAGUUCUCCUGGGCCAGCCAGAUGCAAAAUUCUACACGAAUCUCCAAAAAGAACAACUAGAUCUAGUGUUAGUUCAGAAUCAACUAGGCAAAGAAGACUAUCAAGAAAAAUAAUCGAUUACAGGGAGGACUCCCCAGACCGAAUUGGCACCAGCAAGAGAUUGAAACGAAAUUACUACAUAGAUGAAAAGUAUGAGUUAAACGAUGCUGAUCAGGCAGAGGCAUGUGGAGGUGAUGGUGUUGAAGCUGAAGAAACAUCUUAUGUUACUAAUGCAUCCCGAAACAGCCAGUCAGAUAUAAGCAAACUUUCUGAUGCAUGUAAACCACUGAAAAAGCGAAACAGAGCAUCAACAGCAGAAAAUCUGAUACCAGCUGUCAGCAAGAAUCCAUCUCCUUUAACUGUAUUUACAGAAAAUGAGACAUCAUUUGAUGGACAGCUGGAGUCAGCAGAUGAAAGUGCAGAUGAAACUCCAACAGAGGCUUCAUCUGUUUCAUCCAAAAAAUCCCAAGGAGAGCGAGGCGGCAAUGGUACAGCUAAGAAAGAAGGAGUUUGUCAGAUGUGCGAGAACUCCGGUGAACUGCUCCUUUGUGAAGGACAGUGUUGUGGGACGUUCCACUUGGCUUGUCUUGGGCUGUCUAAGUUCCCUCAAGGCAAAUUUAUGUGCAGAGAAUGCACAUCAGGCGUUCACUCAUGUUUUGUGUGUAAGAAGAAGGGGCCUGAUGUUAAACGUUGUAAUGUUCCUCUGUGUGGCAAAUUCUACCAUGAGGAGUGUGUGAGAAAGUACCCACCAACUGUAUUUGAAAACAAGAGAUUUCGAUGCCCACUGCAUGCUUGUAUCAGCUGCCAUGCCACAAACCCCUCUAACCCCAGGAUAACAAAAGCAGGGCGAAUGAUGCGAUGUGUCCGCUGUCCUGUGGCUUAUCAUGGAGGGGAGACCUGUAUUGCAGCAGGGUCUGUGAUACUGACAGCCAACAGUAUUAUUUGCAGCAACCAUUUUGUUCCAAAAAAGGGUUACAGUCAUCACGCUCAUGUCAAUGUUAGCUGGUGCUUUGUGUGUUCACGAGGGGGGAGCCUUUUGUGCUGUGAGUCCUGCCCUGCAGCAUUUCAUCCAGAAUGCCUCAACAUUGAUAUGCCAGAGGGAAGUUGGUAUUGCAAUGAUUGCAAAGCAGGCAAGAAGCCACGCUACAAAGACAUUAUCUGGGUCAAACUGGGCAGCUACAGGUGGUGGCCUGCAGAGAUUUGUCACCCAAGAAACAUUCCGACAAAUAUUCAAAAUAUGAAGCAUGAGAUUGGCGAGUUUCCAGUUCACUUCUUUGGAUCAAAUGACUACUUUUGGACCCAUCAGGCACGCGUAUUUCCUUAUAUGGAAGGUGAUAGGGGAAGCAAAGACAAUAAAAUCAAAAGCCUCAGCAAAGCUUUUAGAAAAGCUUUAGAUGAGGCGGCAGAACGCUUUCAGGAUCUCAAGGCUGAGCGGGAGACGAGAGAAGCUCAGGAGAACGAGCGUAAUGGUAGAAAGCCUCCGCCAUAUAAACACAUAAAGGUCAAUAAACCUUAUGGCAAAGCACAGAUUUACACAGCUGAUAUUUCGGAAAUCUCGAGGUGCAACUGUAAACCUACUGAUGAUCAUCCUUGUGGCUUGGAUUCGGAGUGCCUGAACAGAAUGUUAAUGUAUGAAUGUCAUCCAGCUGUGUGUCCUGCUGGUGUGCGAUGCCAAAACCAAUGUUUUACCAAACGUCAGUAUCCUGAAUCACAGGUAGUCAAGACUGCCGGAAAGGGCUGGGGCCUAAUUUCAAAGACUGACAUUAAAAAAGGAACAUUUGUUAACGAGUACGUGGGAGAGGUAAUCGAUGAAGAUGAGUGCCGAGCAAGAAUCCGCUUUGCCCAGGAGCACAACAUUGCCAACUUCUACAUGCUAACAAUUGAUAAGGAUAGAAUAAUUGAUGCUGGGCCUAAAGGCAAUUAUUGUCGAUUUAUGAACCACAGUUGUCAGCCCAAUUGUGAAACACAGAAAUGGACAGUGAAUGGAGACACGCGAGUUGGGUUGUUUUCUCUUUGUGAUAUCCCAGCAGGGACUGAGCUGACCUUCAAUUACAAUCUUGACUGUCUUGGCAAUGAGAAGACCAUCUGUAGGUGUGGGGCACCAAAUUGCAGUGGAUUCCUCGGGGUCAGACCCAAGAAUGCAAGUAAUGGUUCCGAUGACAAAGGAAAAAGGGGGAGGAAGAAAAUACGGAAACGGAAAUCUAAGGGUGAUGGCAAAAAAGAGCAUGAGGAUGAAUGCUUCCGGUGCAGAGAUGGUGGAGAACUUGUACUUUGUGAUAGAAAAACUUGUUCAAAGUCAUAUCAUCUAUCCUGCCUCAGUCUUACAAAACCUCCAUUUGGAAAAUGGGAGUGCCCGUGGCACCACUGUGAUGUCUGUGGAAAACCUUCUGUAGUUUUUUGUCAAUUCUGCCCUAACUCUUUCUGCAAGGAUCAUGAGGGAGGAACAAUGUUCAAGUCCACAACUGAUGGACGUGCUUGCUGCUGCGAACAUGACCACUGCAACAUGGCAGAACCUCUGGAACGAUGCAAAAAUCCGGAGACCAAUCCUUCUCAGAAUGAGACAGUGAAGUUAGAGUCCAAGAAUCCCAAAACCACCAAUCAUACGCCAAUUGAAAAAGCACAGUGAAUUACUUGAACUGUAGACGUUAUUGGGAAUUGAUGUUAAUUGAUGAAUACUAUCACAAGCACUCAACACAACUUGUCAUACAAAGGACUGUUUGCAGGGAAAGGCACUCUUGAUUCUGCUGAGCCAUCUCCAGCAGUUCUUAACUGCAUCUGCACUGAUAAUUCAAGACUGUGACUCCAGAAUUCACAGUAUCCAGGACAGCAAAACUACACAGCAUUAUAUCAACACUGGGAAUCUUUCAUGAAACUGUCCCUCCUAUAAAAUAUUGAAAAUAGGAGAUAGAUUUAAAAGACCAAAAUACAAAGUGAAAGUAAAAAAUAAUAGCAUUUAUCAGUCAUUAAAAGUGUUAGAAAUACGAUACUGAAAAAAAUGACACUAUUAGUUGCUCUUCAUUGUGUUUGUAUGCCUUAGUGUAGUUUACAUUAAUAGUUCAGUAUCUUUUGUAACUCUGCUGGUCUUCUUUGCAGUGCAUAGAUAAUCACUCGUUUAGUGUUUUGAAAUACCUUCUGUUCAGGGCUGUUUGAACUGUUUAGUUGUGUGGCUGCAGGGAUUGAAACUGUAUUACUGUAACCAGUAAAUGCAGCAAAUUGUAGGUAUUUUACUGGAAAAACUCUGGUCAGGCAAGUUAUUUAAACCAAUUGUAAUAAUAGCGAAUUUUGUUUAAUCAGUUAUGUCCCAACCUGUGAACCGUGUUCACCUUAAUUGAAAAUAAUUUAGAGUAGUGUUUGUUUUUUGUUGUUUUUUUAAAUUCACCAGUUGGAGAUUCUCAGAGCUUUCUCAACUUUUGUUGUUGCAACAUCCUAUGAGAAAGAAACUCAGUUUAUAGAUCAUUGUGUUGUACCCUUUAAGAGCUGCUCGUAGAGUUUAGCCUCUACUUUUCUUAACUUUUGUACUGUGUAUUCCCAAACUACUUUUGUAACUCUCUCAAGGGUCUAAGAGUAGCCACUAUGCAGCAGAAAAGCUACCAAAUUUACUAGUGUUGCAUGACUGCCAGCUUGAGAUUUUCUCUAACGACAACAAAUGAAAUUCAUUGGCAGGUUGUGAGAUGAAAACCAAAUAUGGUGGAUCACUGAAUGAUGAAUGACUUUUCAUCUCAUUGACUCUAUACACUAUUCCACUGUUGCUGUCACAUUGUAUUAUUGCUUAGAUCAGAGUGUGCUAUUCUGUAAAACUUUUUUAUUUGAAUUUUCUGGAUGAGGUUUGGGACACUGGCAAUUCAAAUUCACUUAGCACAAAAUAUCAGUUGCCAAAGCCAAAACCGAAGAUCCACAACUGCCAAUUCAUGUAAUCUAUGUUAGGGAGCAUAACUUUUCCCACCUACAGUGUCUGCCUAGACAGUAAGGAAGAUGACUAAUCUAAAGCAACAUUCCAAGGUUGAACAGCAUCUCUCUUAGAUUAUUUUGUUGUUUGGGUCCAUAUUGGUCAAAUUGUUUUCUAUCCACAAUAUCUGAUAGCGCAGUUAUUUUUUGUUCGGAAUCAAGCCUGUCAAAAGUAGUCAUAAAUUAAUAACUGGCUUAUGAUUUCAAUUCCAUGGUGCACUUUUCAGCCAACAACAUUGAUUGGUUUAAUUAUCCACCCCUAUGGAAAUACUCAGGACGGUGCUUUUCUUUUCUGGAUGGUUGUGAGAGGUACCGUUAACAAUUUUGUGUACUUGUAAUAGUCUAACUGUGUACAGUUAGUUUUAGUGCAGAAAAUAAUUGUACUGUUGAAAAAAGAUGUUUAUACUUGCAGCGUGAAGCAACUAAUAGUGAUUGGAGUACUGUGGGAGACUGAAUUAAGUGCUGCAUGCAUUAGUCGGCUGAAAAUAAUAGUGUUUAGAAUUUACCCCUAACCGUAUAAAGCAGGAUCCUGAACUGAAAACAGUUUUGAAUUUUCAAGAUAAGAGUAGACUGAAUAAGCUGUUUAAGAAGAGUUUUUCAAAUUUUUGACUCCUGUUUUAAGUGAAUUGAUGCCAAUACAAUUACAGGGAAUUAAUUUUUGGAAUAAAAGCAACCAAGUAGCUCCUGUUAUACAAUAUUGGUUUUAGCAGUGUUAGGAUUUUUGCCUCCAAAAGUAAACUACGCCUGGUUUUCAAAGUCAAUAUUUUAUCACUUGGCCAGGCUACCAGAUUUUUUUGAAACUGAAGACGUAACUGUUUAUGCAAACUUAAGAUGACAAUGGGUGUGUACUUCCUAUCAAAUAUGCAUUCAUUGUCGAUGUGACAAAUAUAACUAUAUUGCUGACUAUUCAUAGAUAUUGGACAGAAAAUUUAUGCUCAGCUAAAUCAUGGUGAUGCAUUGAAUAACUCCAGUAUGAUUUUGCUCAGGAUUUGAAAAUGGUUUGUGACUGAGUUUAGGCCAUAAGCAGUUAUGUUUGCAGUAACUUCAGUUUGAUCGGUGAAAAUAUUUUAUUUCUUGUGAAGUUAAAAGGUAAAUUUUCAGAGAAAUGUUAUGAGGUGAAGUUUAUGUAAAGCAGGUAUUACAUUUUGCAUCGAGAACCAAUUUUGAUGCCUAAAACGGGUGUCAGGUUCACUAGAUAAGUAAAUGAGGUUUAACAACUCUUUCUGAUCCUUUUGCACAAAUUGGACAGCGAUGAGCAUGAUAGGCAAUAAACUUUACUUGUUUAGGUUUCUUCAGCUGCUAAGUAACAGUGAGUUCCUUCAGAAAACUUCUUUGAAUGCGAGAAUAAAGAGUAGUCCCAUUUGGGGGUCCCUCCUGCUUGCACAAUGCCAAUUCUUAAUUUGAUGUGCCCAGAAGAGUUUCCCCUGAAAGAUCUUAUGGGUGAAAUUGGUUUUUGCCAGAAGUGUAAAACAUGUUCAAGUUGUCAGCCGCUAUCAAAAAACUAAGCUCUGAGUUCUGUCCGAUGUACUGAAUAGACCAAAUUUCACCCAUUAUAUUUAACAUGUUUGAACUUAGCCUAGUGUUGAAACUGUUGUGAUAAUUAGACUUUUACAAAAUUGGUACUAUUGGGAUUUUAUUUGAAGUUCACUUGAUUCAGCUAAGCUUGAAUAUAUACUAUAAUAUCUCUAAACUGGUUUAUAAAUGUUUAAAUCUAAGCAAUCAGACAACAACUAAGUGUCUUGAGUUCAUGGUCUUAUUGAUGGGACAUUACGUACUGAAGCUGCUGUAUGCUUUUUUUUUCCACUGUGCACCUCAAGAUUUUAUUUUUUUGAAAUUUUGUAUUAAAAAUUUGCUUACUUAGA
Stegostoma tigrinum is the source of this 8592-nucleotide messenger RNA. It is a transcript of the gene nsd2, whose product is annotated as nuclear receptor binding SET domain protein 2. NCBI's taxonomy places the organism in Eukaryota, Metazoa, Chordata, Chondrichthyes, Orectolobiformes, Stegostomatidae. The record is from RefSeq and is a predicted model, not a curated record. The coding region runs from base 1026 to 5411 and encodes 1461 amino acids. The transcript is spliced from 23 exons. Gene Ontology annotation, molecular function: histone H3K36 methyltransferase activity; protein binding. Gene Ontology annotation, cellular component: chromatin; nucleus. Gene Ontology annotation, biological process: regulation of DNA-templated transcription.